CAGGCACACUCUGCUCCACUUGCCACAUCAAAUUCAUUUCAAACAAAAUAUGUGUAUACAAUGUCAUAGAAAUUAAGAGUGAACUGUUGUAAGCCACAUCGACAUCGUUGUGUGCCCCAGCACCAUAUCGGCCACCCCGCGUCGUUCGCACAAGCCGUUGCUGCUUCUAAACAGUAUUCGAAACCUAACAGAACGCUCAUCCAAAGAGUUGGGGAUACGUGUCGUUGAUUGGAGACUAAAAGAAGCGGAGCACAAUGGCCCAACACGGCUUGAAUAUGGCCGGAAACAUGCAGGGACAACCUCCUUCUUCGGGUGGCCGGUUCUCUGUGGAUCUGCAAAACUUGCCCAGCCUGUCAAACUUGCCUUCUCCCCUAGAAGUGAUCCAAAUGGUGCGCAACUCGCUGCGGCCCUGGAGCGUCUUCUUCAACAUUAACAACUUUAAGACGGCCGUCAGCAUGCAACGGCUGAAUAACCGGGUCCUGCGAAAUUUGUCCUACUUCCAGUCAAACUACGUCUUCAUAUUCUUUGUGCUGAUGAUCUACUGCCUCAUCACAGCGCCGCUUAUUCUACUGGUUAUUAUCGCCGCCGCGUUUGGUUGCCAUAAACUGCGCGUUCGCAACAGCAACUACACCAUUAUGGGCCACCAGCUGACGCCCAGCCAGCAGAUCAUAGCCCUUAACCUGGCUACGGCGCCAAUUCUAUUUCUGGUGGGUGCCGGUUCGGUGCUGUUCUGGACGUUGGGAGCCUCCUGCUUUGUCAUCUUUAUGCACGCGAUCUUUUACAACAUCGAUGCCAUCGUGACGGAAGAAAACGAAGGAUUCCUCACCGAGGUAGUGUGACACUCUCAAAGCCAAUCAGAAUCUCAAAGAUCUUGAAACGAUGUUGAUAAUCGAAAGCAAGAAGGGGUCAGAUGUAUUCGCCAAAACGGGGCCUUAUUAGUCAAUAACACUUGCAAUAUCAGACUAUACACCUAAUUAUAAAGAAUUUUAGUUAGAUUUAACCAGCUGACAUUGAAUAAAAAAUCAAUCGAUGUGAAAAAUGCA
Messenger RNA from Drosophila ananassae, 1043 nucleotides. Its product is annotated as prenylated Rab acceptor protein 1. Bases 255 to 839 code for a protein of 194 amino acids. Gene Ontology annotation, cellular component: Golgi apparatus. The record is from RefSeq and is a predicted model, not a curated record. Lineage: Eukaryota; Metazoa; Arthropoda; Insecta; Diptera; Drosophilidae. The transcript has 3 exons.